AUGGGUUCCGUGCGCUUGUCACCUCCCCUUAUUUCAAAAGACCUCAGAGACGCAUCUCUUGUCUUCUCAUCUCACCUGUUCGUGCCCCGACCUAGUCCUCAUCAUCCUGAGGGAAACUUGAGACAAUUUCGCUUCCAGGAACGCCAGAAAAGCGAAAAGGUCUUCUUCUCACUUCGACCGGCUCUUCUCGCUCGCUCUUAUCCAGUGCCUGUUACGGAUAUCUGCCAUCCAACCUAUCCGCCGCGUGAGGUUAAAACAGCGCCUUCAGAUGGAAGCUGGUUUCCUAUAGGUUGUCAGAAGCAUUCAUCGACACCAACCUUUCGUGGUUUCACCCUGAGGCGUUGGAUCCUGAUCGCUGAUUCGAAGCUUUUCGUGGCAUCUUCCUCGUCCGGGCUGACAGCCACUUCGUGUCGUCAUUCGUUUUGUCUCGGAGAGCUCGCUAUUUCUGCAACACCUUCAAACUGGCUUACUCGAAGACGCACGGUGUUUUGGUGA
This is a messenger RNA of Aspergillus niger, 495 nucleotides long. RefSeq lists its product as hypothetical. The record is from RefSeq and is a predicted model, not a curated record. NCBI's taxonomy places the organism in Eukaryota, Fungi, Ascomycota, Eurotiomycetes, Eurotiales, Aspergillaceae. The transcript is spliced from 5 exons. The coding region runs from base 1 to 495 and encodes 164 amino acids.